AUGGCAUCUGCAUACUAUUACAAUCAACAACAAGCUGGUGGAGCUCCUCCUUCAUCCAUGAAUCAGCAGCAGCCUCCAAGAGGCAUCCCUGGUCAAAUCGGGAUCAACCCUACGCCGCAACAUUAUCUUCAACAGCAGCAACAGCAACAACAAUACAGAAAUCAAGCCUUGAAUGAUUCUCACAGAAAACGCUCUCAAGCCAAGUCCUCUAGACAAAGUGCUGCCAUGGCAGAUGAUGCUGACGAGCCCUCAGGAGAUGAAUUGGACGAUAUUUCAGCUCGUGAUAUUGCUAUGGCUAGAUACAAGCGCAAUCAUGAUUAUUUAUCAGAAAUCUUCACGCCUUACAAUGCAGCAUCCAUUGUACCACCACCAUUGGAUAUCAAUCAGACCAAAGAAGAGAUUCAGAAACAAAUAGAAGAGUUUAAAGUGAAGACAUCCAGACAAAAGGAAGAGCGUGACAAGAAGAUGUUGAGACUUGAAGAGGAACAACAAAAAUUCUGGACAUUAAUGAACAAACUGAACGAAUCCAACACAUUAGAGUCUAUUAAUGAAGCUGCCAACACUUUGGCAGAAGAGCUAGGACUUCGAAUCGAUCAUUCAUCACAAAAUGUAAAGGCCAUGGCAAUACCAGGAAUUGAGGAGGAUCUACCUGCUCAGCCUCAACAACAACAAAUCUUGAACCAACAACAACCAUCACAAUCAUCCCCACAACAGCAGCAGCAAAUUGAAGAAUCCUCAGCAGACAAUAAAGACUCAUUACAGGAUCAUUCCAUGAUGGAUGUCGAUAAUCAAAAUAACUCCUCCACUACUAAUCUCGAUGAAAACAAUCAGCAUUCAAAGCAACAAGAGGACGAUAAUAUGGACAUGUAUUUCAAAGAUGGUGAGGAGGAAGAGGGUGCAACUGAUAGUUUUUUCAAUGAAAUGGUCAAUGCAGAUGAUGAUCCAUCUGUGAGCGAGUUUUUAAACACUGAAUAA
Mucor velutinosus is the source of this 975-nucleotide messenger RNA. RefSeq lists its product as uncharacterized. The transcript has 5 exons. The coding region runs from base 1 to 975 and encodes 324 amino acids. Lineage: Eukaryota; Fungi; Mucoromycota; Mucoromycetes; Mucorales; Mucoraceae. The record is from RefSeq and is a predicted model, not a curated record.